Rhinolophus ferrumequinum (greater horseshoe bat) is the source of this 4064-nucleotide messenger RNA. It is a transcript of the gene LRRC53, whose product is annotated as leucine rich repeat containing 53. Gene Ontology annotation, molecular function: protein binding. Gene Ontology annotation, cellular component: plasma membrane. Lineage: Eukaryota; Metazoa; Chordata; Mammalia; Chiroptera; Rhinolophidae. The record is from RefSeq and is a predicted model, not a curated record. The transcript is spliced from 5 exons.
CUUCAGCGGAAGUUUCACAGAAGCCCAGAGUUUGAGGAAAACACCAGGACCUCUGUUUGCUGAAGUUGUGGUCAGUGAAAAUAGGCAUUUCCAGUGAUGCAGCUGCCCCAUGAAUUCAAUGAAAGUAAAUGUGAACUAAUGGCAGGUGGAUGGCUCAUACUGUUUGCCAUCAUGCUGAGGUUGGUGGCAGCUUGCCCUGCGUCAUGUGUCGUGUGCGCCAAAGACGUAACCCUAUGUCACCAGCUAACAUAUAUAGUAGCAGCCCCUGUGACCACGAGAGUUUUAAUCGUCACUGAUGGCUCCCUCUCCUCUAUAGAGAGCACAAAUCUGUCCCUCUUGUUUAAUCUCGCCCUGCUGUCCUUGAGCAGAAAUGGCAUCGAGGACGUUCGGGACGACGCCCUGCAUGGCCUCUCAAAGUUGCGGACGCUGCUGCUGGAGCACAACCAAAUAUCCAGCGCCUCCCUCACGGAUCGCACCUUCAGCAAGCUCCGCAGCCUGCAGGUGCUGGUGCUCAGCAGCAACGUUCUCCGCACCCUGCGAGGGUCCUGGUUCCGAAACACCAGGGGCCUGACCCGGCUCCAGCUCGAUGGGAAUCAGAUCACGAAUCUGACAGACAGUUCUUUUGGAGGCACGAAGCUCCACAGUCUCAGGCAUCUGGAUUUAUCUAACAAUUUUAUUUCCUACAUUGGGAAAGAUGCUUUCCGGCCCCUGCCUCAACUUCAGGAAGUGGACCUUUCCCGAAAUAGGUUGGCCCAGAUGCCGGAUGUUUUUACUCCAAUGAAGCAGCUAAUCCUUCUGAGCUUAGAUAAGAACCAGUGGAGCUGCACUUGUGAUCUCUACCCGCUCGCCAGGUUUUUAAGAAACUACAUUAAGUCUUCGGCUCACAAGCUCAGGAAUGCCGAGGGCUUACACUGUCAGCUGUCCACCACGGCUGUGGCCAGUGCAAAGAGUGUGCUGAGGCUGUCUGAGGCCAACUGUGAUUCCAAGGCUCCCAACCUCACUCUGGUUCUAAAGGACAGAAGUCCCCUCCUCCCGGGGCAGGACGUGGCCCUGUUGACUGUACUUGGCUUUGCAGGAGCUGUUGGUCUCACUUGCCUAGGUUUAGUUGUUUUUAACUGGAAACUCCAACAAGGCAAAGUAAAUGAACAAUCAGAAAACCUUUGUUGCAGAACCUUCGGUGAAUCCCUGUGUGCUCACGAGGCAAGAAAUUACCAAGCUAAGGGCUACUGUAACUGCCACUUAACUCAGGAGAAUGAGACAAAGGUCACGUCCAUGGUGGGGUCCAGAAAGGAAAUGCCACCUUUACAGGAAAACAGCCAGCAAGCAGCACAGGCCUCUGAGUCCACAGCCCUUGACAGAUCAUUUAGAAACCUGAAAGGGAAGGACCACGGGGCAGACAGCUCUGUUUUCUGCCUUAGUGGCAGAUUGCUGCAGUCGGGAUGUUCAGAGCCCCCCGGGAAUUCCGCAGCUUUUAAUGAAGCGGGCUUACUUACAAGAUAUUGUCCAAAGCGAGUUGAAAAGCUAAGGAAUCUUAUGUCUGGGGAAAUCCAACCUCAAACUGUGCCACAGCAUGUAACAAGAACAACAGGUAUCAGCAGUGACACAUUUAGUGGAAGAUAUGCAAUGUCCGCGUCAGCCUUGGCAAGAGAGAGUCUUGAAAAGCAUUUAAGAAAUGAAUCAUGGCAACCUCCCAUAGAAAAAGAAGACAAUGGCUUACAACCUCACAGGCAGAAACAUUUUAUUACAAGCUCAUCACCCAAGUCUUGUAAGCCUGAGGAACACUAUGUACAAAAGGUCCCACAAAAACAUAGAUCAAAACACGAAGAUCCUUGUGGACUGUUAAAACAGAGCAGAGCUAGGUAUUUUCAGCCAAACAAGUCUCUUAUCUGUAAAUAUGUGCCCUAUGAUCAAUUUCGAGAUUAUGGGAAAGAAAAGAAGCCAAAUCGUCGAGAACAUUCAAAGCUCGAGAAAGAGCAAAUCCAAAUUUACAGUGCAAUAGAAAAAUUCCUUACGAGUGAGGACAACAUGGAGUUAUCAACAAAUAUCAAGAAAACAUAUUCCCCUAAGAAGGUUAGCUUCGAUGAUCCUGAUUUAAUUGAAAAAAAUUGGCUGGUGAUGUCAUCCAAAACAUCAACCCAUUGGAAACAGCAGAAAAAUCAAAGUAACCAUCUGACCAACUUGAAUUUCAAAAAAUGUAGCAAUCCUUGGGAGAGAAACAAAGGAGGAAAAUGGCCUACUGAUCCACAGAAUGUGAAAAGAAAGAGAACCAUUCAAUCUGACCUCAAAGGGAAAAUGAAAAAACAAAAUUUAAGGAUAAAAUUAAAUUUACACCCUUUUAGAAAAGUCAGAGUCCAUCCAGAAAAAUCCUUGCCGGAACUACCAAAGAAGUACAAACAAGUAUCAUUACCUCCUAAUGAAUUAUCCAAAGCUUCUGAGAAAGAAGCCAAACUAAACCUCCUGUCCUCUGCAGAUUUUCCCCAACAGCCAGAGAGUAACAACUAUGUUACACUCACUUCAAAGGGGAUGCCUCUCAAACAUGCCCCCCAACAGACCCCAUGUUACAAAAAACCCACGAAAAAGGCUCCUCUGUUCCAUGCUAACAAGUCAUCUGUAGUCAGCCAGAGCUCUAUAGAAGGCAGCUGUCAGUCUGCUGGUCACAUUCCCGAUGCAAACCCAGCAACACCCCCUGGGCUCACACCUAUCAGAGCUGAACACAGGAACUUACACUCUCAAUUCUCAGCUGAGCAAAGGCAAGGGGCAACUCACCUCACAAUGGAAGUUCCUGGAUAUUUACCAGCUUCUUGGGAAAAUACAGGAAGUGAUGUUUUAGCAUCCUGCCAUUCCAGGGGCGCUACUGACUGGCAGACAACAGAACCCACUGAGCUUAUGGAGCAGGACAUACCAAAGACCAGUGGGUUAAACCAGUUUUCUUUGUCCUUGGAAAAUCAAACACAGCUUGUGGGUGUCCACAAGACUGACACCUACAAGGAACAUGUUUUAGAUCAAAAUCAAACAUUACAACAGGCAGAACAACGCUCAAGUAACCAACAACCUGGAAACGAAGAAAAAACAUUAAUGACAAAACCCCAAAUACCACAUUGGGUUAUGGAAAGUUAUGUUAUGGAAGAGGGAAAUCAUGUAGAAAAAAAUCUUUCUGAAACAGAAACUUGUGAUUCCUCUCUCAUUCUCCAGACACAAUCCAAGGGCAACCUAACAUUUAUGAAGACAAAUUCCAUCCCAUACCAAAAUAGAAUAGGACUUCCCAAGGAUAUCAGUACUUCUCUUAGUACUCAAACCAGUUGGCAUCUAACCAAUGGUAGUGAAAAAGGAACUGACAGCACAAGUGCAUUGCCCAGAGAUGAUGGCACUGAAGCACUGGAGAUUAAAAUAGUAGGGAAAGAGGAGAAAAAAAUGCCAGAUGAAAGCAAGGCAAAUUCUGGUAUGUUAAUUCAAACCCAACAGAUGACCUUAAAAGGAGACACAAAAGAAAAGCAGCAAACUUGGGAAAAUGGAAAAAGUAAAAAACUUACAUUACAUGAUUCAAGUUCUGUUGAGAUGACUAUUACAGCUGAGGAUUUGAAUAUCACGAGUUCCCAUGAAACCGAAAAUAGACUACCUCCCAGUGAAGUAGAUCUUCAAAUGAAUAGUAACACGCAUGAUUUGAGAAAAGCUCAAAAUAUUCAACCAGAUAAAGAUAGCAGUGCACAUCAAGAAGGCACAGUGACAGUGGCGACACAUGAAGCACUGUCCCUCUUACCAUAGUUAAAAGGCAUUAGUUUUGGAACCGAAAAUGAGGUGCCUUUAAUUCCUAGAAGAAUAAAUGAAGCUGAAAACUCUGCUCCCAAACCUACACUGUAUCCACCAUCUGCUGCAUAUGCUGAUAUAUCACCUUUAGAGGCAGAACAAAGUGAACAAAAUAACUCAAAUAAUAAUCAUUUUCUACCUUAGCUUUCUUCAAAAGGACACACAAACACCCUCUAGCUUUUGCAUGCAUUUCAAAUGCAUGAUUUGGGAGGAAAAUUCCUCGGUAACUCUUUGUUAUCAAUGAAAUAAAAGUACAUGGU